Messenger RNA from Talaromyces rugulosus, 834 nucleotides. RefSeq lists its product as uncharacterized. The record is from RefSeq and is a predicted model, not a curated record. Lineage: Eukaryota; Fungi; Ascomycota; Eurotiomycetes; Eurotiales; Trichocomaceae. The transcript has a single exon. Bases 1 to 834 code for a protein of 277 amino acids.
AUGUUAGGAAUGGCACUCUCAGAACAAGAUGAACCCGUUCGCAAACGCCCAAGAUUAGAAGUCCCGGAAAGUCAUCCAAAGACUAACUUCAAAUCUCUUCCCCCGGAAGUUCGAUUGAUGAUCUGGGAACAUACAUGGCCUGCAGCACAGGUUGUCGAAGCUGCAAGUCAGGCAAAAUUUGAUGACGAUAACGAUGAAUGCUAUGAUUUUACAAUAUUUCGUCCUGUUAGCUCUCUCGAUACGAUCCUACGGGCGGAUUUCAGUUCGAGACCCUUGGAGAGACCGUCACCAUUAGAGGAAUGCCCAUUUCCAAUCGCUCUCCAAAUAUGUCAAGAAUCCCGCAUACAUACACUGAAAACAUAUGCCUUGGUCCAACAUCCAGAUUUGCCAGAAUGCACUUUCUACUUCAAUCCCCGUCAAGAUCUUCUCUGGUUAAGUGGCGAUAUCUCGAGCGACACUGAACGCCUCAAGGAGCUACAAGCUUCCUACCAGGCUUUUAUUAAUCUACUCAGGAUUCUUCUUGUUGAAGAAACAGAAUGGGGGGCCUGGGAUUGGGACCCAUCUUCUGCCUCAGCCCUAUCGAUUCUGCCUGCUCUGCGAAUUGUCGUACUGAUAGAGGAUGACCAUGACGAUGACGGUACGCUAAUUACGUAUCAUGCUGAGGAAUAUCAGGAGCUUGCUAUUGAAAGCCUAAAUGAUUAUUAUACGUUCUGCGAGUCCAUGAAUCCCAGCACGUCAUAUCGGCUUGAGUAUAUAGAUCGUGGUGGAAAUUCUUACCUCGGUACAUAUAUUCCUCAUAGAAUGAUUGAUACGAAGGCGCAAGCGAAACUCUAA